ACAUGCAAACUCCGCACAGAAAGGCCCUCGCCGGCCACGGGGCUCGAACCCGGACCUUCUUGCUGUGAGGCGAUAGCGCUAACCACUACACCACUGUGCCGCCCUACCACACAAAAUAUGGAAUAAAAGUAUGAUGGUAACGUAUCUUAUUUUUCCCAAAUUGCUCCUGUCGUUUUGCUAAUUUGUUUACAUUCUGAGCGGACAUUUUGUAUAAUCAAGUUUAAAAAAAAAAAAGCUCCAUUUCUCAAAAUCCAGUGAGUCUGGAUAGAAUAAAACAGUUAUUCCACUCAAUCUUGUCGUACAUGACUUAUAGCCAGCUCGGCACUACGCGCCUCGUCAGCCAUCAGCUCAUGUACGACUUGAUUUCAUGGAAUAACUUAAUUAUCUAGGUUGUAUUACCUGUAUUUAAAAUGACACUCGAUCAUGGAUUCACACUGUUCUCUCUCGACAGUGUCCUGUUGAUUAAUAGACCUCAUCAGGAAUAAUAUACUUCUCAAACACGUUUUAUACACGCAAUGUCCCUCAGCAUGCAAGUUCCGCCCUCUUUCUGCACUCAGCCAAUCAGCAGCCUCCCCAUUUCCCUCUCCUCUAACUGGUGAAUAAAGUGAUACAGAUAACGUGAGCUCUAGAGGAGUACUACAGAAAAUACUUUUUUGGAGACUGACCGAACCGGCACCUCCUAACGCUCUGAAACACAAACUGCAGUGAAGAUGAACCACAGCAGUGCUGAUCAGGACUGUGAGUCCACGCAGAUGCUGCACUACCUCAGUAAAGAGGAGGCUGUUGCCAUGGAGACCGAGUUGCUGAGGGACUAUCACUUUGGUCUGCAUCAGCUGACAGAAAUUUUAGGCCACGCCUGUGCUGUUGCCAUUACAAAGACGUACCCGCUGAGCACUCUGGGUAAGAGGCAGCCCACCGUACUAGUGGUGUGUGGGCCGGAUCAGAACGGUUGCAUCGGCCUGGCAUGUGCACGCUAUCUCAGAUUAUUUGAAUACAUGCCCACUGUCUUCUACCCAAAACGCUCCUCACAAAGUCCUCACCUGGACUUCACUGUACAAUGUGAGAAAAUGGACAUCCCCUUCUUGUCCUACCUGCCCACAGAGGUGCAGCUUAUAAAUGAUGCAUAUAACCUGGUGGUGGAUGCACUGCUGGGCCCAGAGACAGAACUGGGGACAGCAGAAAAAACCUUCACCAGCAUCAUUCUUACUCUCCGAGAGAUCAAAAUCCCCAUCACCAGCCUCGACAUCCCUUCAGGUUGGGACCCUGAUGAAGCCAGCACAGAUGGGAUUAACCCCAAUGUCCUCAUCUCUCUGAUGGCACCAAAGAGAUGUGCACUCAGUUUCUCUGGAAUACACUUACUUGCUGGACGCUUACUGCCCUACGAUCUUCAGAAAAAAUAUGAGCUCAACUUGCCCAAGUUCCCCAGUACAGCCUGUAUUACGGAGCUCCAUUAACAUAUCUAUGACUUUCACUAAACCUCUUUAGCAGUCAGAGCCAAUAGCUUGUCAAUCAUUUUGAUCAAUAAAGAAAGUCAUUUUAGGUGGUGGAUGUGAUUUAUUGAUGUAACGUGAGAUGUGGCACAAAGAUGUGCUUCCUGUUUACAGUGUAAAAAAUAAAAUCAUGUCUACAAACUGGUAAUUAA
Molecule: messenger RNA, 1642 nt
Organism: Neoarius graeffei (lesser salmon catfish)
Lineage: Eukaryota; Metazoa; Chordata; Actinopteri; Siluriformes; Ariidae
Product: yjeF N-terminal domain-containing 3-like
Exons: 6
Coding region: 711-1454 (247 amino acids)
Cellular component (GO): mitochondrion
Molecular function (GO): NAD(P)HX epimerase activity
Source: RefSeq, a predicted model, not a curated record